UUUUAUUUGAGAAAGAACUCUUUCGAUUCAAACUCUGUUUUAUAUCGCGUAUGAAUGUAAUUGUUCUCAUUAAAGAUAUCUCCGUUAUAGAAAAAGAAGGUCUUUCCUAAAGAGGUGUGUCGGUUAAAUCACUCCCUAAUAAACUUAUCAAAUUCGUCAACAUUUAAGUCAGUGUUUUCAUUGAAAUUGGAAUGGCUACCGUAACUGUAACAACCAAAAAAGUUUAUUCUGCUAGUGCACCAGCAGGUUAUCACUUAGGUGGUGCUCAUCAAGAAGUUGGACAAGCUAAAACUCCCUCUCAUGCCAUCCCAUUUAAUGGCGUAUCAUUUAGUGAUUUACAGAAACAAUUACUAAAAAAUAAAGUCCUUUUUGAAGACCCUGACUUUCCUGCAACAGAUGAUAGCUUAUUUUUUUCAAAGAAACCACCACGACCUUUUGUGUGGAAACGACCUCAUGAGAUUGUCAGCGAUCCAAAAAUGUUUGUUGGAGGAGCUAGUCGAUUUGAUAUCACACAAGGUAUGCUUGGUGAUUGUUGGCUGCUUGCUGCAGUUGCUGCAUUAUGCCAAUAUGAAGGUCUCCUUUAUCAAGUAGUUCCCCCUGACCAGGAUUUUAAAACAAACUACUGUGGUCUUAUUAGAUUUCGUUUCUGGCAGUAUGGUGAUUGGAAUGAAAUAGUUAUUGAUGAUCGUUUACCAACCUACAACAAUAAACUCGUUUUUUUACAUUCUGCCCAAAAUAAUGAAUUUUGGUCUGCCCUUUUGGAAAAAGCUUAUGCUAAGUUAUGUGGAAGUUAUGAGUCAUUAAAGGGUGGUCAGACAAGUGAAGCCAUGGAAGACUUCACAGGUGGUGUGACUGAAAGCUUUAAUACGCAGAAAGCACCUAAAAGGUUUUUUAAGUUGCUUCAAAAAGCUCAAGAACGCCAAUCACUUAUGUGUUGUUCCAUUGAGGCUGCACCAAAUGAAGUUGAAGCAAAACUUGAUAAUGGACUUAUUAAAGGGCAUGCUUACACUAUCACUGAUAUAAAAAAGCUUCAUGAACAUAAACUGAUUCGUGUUCGUAAUCCAUGGGGAAAUGAUAGAGAGUGGACUGGUGCAUGGUCUGACAAAUCAAAUGAAUGGCAUCGUGUAUCACAAGCUGAUAAGGAAAGUCUUGGAAUAACUUAUGAUGAUGAUGGUGAAUUUUGGAUGUCAUUCGAUGAUUUCAGAAAGAACUUUACUCGAGUUGAAGUUUGCAUGUUGAGUCCAGAUUCUGCUGGUGAUUCAGAUCGUAAAAGUUGGGAAAUGGUUAUUAACCAAGGGUCUUGGCAAAAACACGUUUCUGCAGGUGGUUGUCGAAACUUUCCUGAAACCUUUCAUUUAAAUCCGCAAUACAGAAUUAAACUGGAGGAUCCUGAUGAUGACGAUGAAGUUGAUAACUGCACAAUUGUUAUUGGUGUUAUCCAAAAGGGAAGACGUAAACAAAAAAGAGUUGGAGCGCAAAAUCUUACAGUUGGUUUUGCUAUUUAUAAGCUUGAAGAUGAUGUUAAUGAAUACAUUGAACAAGAUCGUUUAAACAAGGACUUCUUUUUAUAUCACAAAUCAUUUGCUCGUUCUGAAAAUUUUGUCAAUGCACGUGAAGUUACAGGAAGAUUUAGUUUACCACCUGGGGAGUAUGUAAUUUUACCUUCAACAUUUAAAAAUAACGAAGAGGGAGACUUUAUAUUGAGAAUGUUUUCUGAGAAAGCUCACAAAUCAAGUUGCAUGGAUACAUUAACACAAAUUGAAUAUAAACCAAGACAAGAAUCAGCCAGUGAGGAUGCUAGUUUCGAUGCCAAAUUCAAACCAUUCUUUGUCAAAGUUGCUGGAAAGGAUGAAGAAAUUGAUGCAUUUGAGCUACAAACUGUACUAACCGCUGCAUUGAAAACAGAAAUGCACGGAAAAGAGUUCAGUUUAGAAGCUUGCCGUAGCAUGGUGGCAAUGACAGAUCGUGAUAGAAAUGGAAGAUUAGACUAUAAUGAAUUUAGAUCAUGUUGGCGUACAGUUAUGGAAUGGAAAAAUAAUUUUAAUGCAUAUGAUAAAGACGGUAGUGGAGACAUGGAUGCUAUUGAGUUGCGUGAUGCACUUGCUAAACUUGGCUUUAAACUCAGUUCUCCUGCGUUGUCAUCACUUGCUUUACGAUAUGUAAAUAAACAUGGCAAUGUAUCUUUUGAUGACUACAUUCAAGCAUGCUGUCGAGUACGAUCUAGUUUUGAGUCAUAUUUAUCUUAUCAAGGAAAAUCAUUUACUUUGGAUGACUAUAUCAUGUCAGCUAUUUAUACUUAAUUACAAAUGACACACAGAUCUCUUUUUACAUGUUCAAAAUAAGACGAAUUCAAGGUUCAAGGUUUAUUUACCAAGAGAUGGUUUUUGUUGUUGUUGAUUUCUUGCUUGUGGCAACAUUAAAUGAUCAUUACGCGGUUAUUUCUAAGUUUGAAUGAUUAUGUUUUAUUUUUUGUCAUUGAAUAGUUCUGUAUCUGUGUAUCAUUUUUUUACUUUUGUAUAUUUUGUAUUAAUUUAGGAUUUUAUUCGAAUAUUUUUAUUAUGGUUUUUAUUUUUCGGUUUUUGCCGUGAUGGUAUUUUUGUAGCUAGGUUACAAAUUUGUUUUGUAUCUAUAUGACGAUAUUUAAAUAAAUAUUAAGUUUA
Molecule: messenger RNA, 2660 nt
Organism: Hydra vulgaris (swiftwater hydra)
Lineage: Eukaryota; Metazoa; Cnidaria; Hydrozoa; Anthoathecata; Hydridae
Product: calpain-9
Biological process (GO): proteolysis
Cellular component (GO): cytoplasm
Molecular function (GO): calcium ion binding; calcium-dependent cysteine-type endopeptidase activity
Source: RefSeq, a predicted model, not a curated record